AAAUGAAUCAUCAAUAGGUUUAAAAACACCCAAUCAAUCAAUCUAGGGUUUAUCAGACGGAAAGCAGGGGGUUGCGGCAGUGAGUCUGCGUAGAAGGGUAGAAUAAUUUCACCGGAGAUUUAGAUCUCCCGCCGGCGAUUCUCAAACAUGGCUAGAGGACUAAAGAAGCAUAUGAAGAGGCUCAAUGCUCCCAAGCAUUGGAUGCUUGACAAACUUGGUGGCGCUUUCGCUCCUAAGCCAUCAUCUGGGCCGCAUAAAUCUAGGGAAUGCUUGCCGUUGAUCCUCAUACUGAGGAACCGGUUGAAGUAUGCCUUGACUUACCGUGAGGUUCAAUCUAUUUUGAUGCAACGACAUGUUCUUGUUGACAACAAGGUCAGGACUGACAAGACGUACCCUGCUGGUUUCAUGGAUGUUGUUUCUAUUCCCAAGACCAAUGAAAGCUUCCGUCUUCUUUAUGACACAAAGGGUAGAUUUAGACUGCACUCAAUCAGAGACGAGGAGUCAAAGUUUAAAUUGUGCAAGGUUCGUUCAGUUCAGUUUGGUUCAAAGGGAAUUCCAUACAUCAACACCUAUGAUGGUCGAACCAUUCGUUACCCCGACCCACUCAUCAAAGCUAAUGACACCAUCAAGCUUGAUCUAGAAUCAAACAAGAUUGUUGAUUUCAUCAAAUUUGAUGUUGGUAAUGUUGUUAUGGUAACUGGUGGAAGAAACACUGGCCGGGUUGGAAUCCUUAAGAACCGGGAAAAACAUAAGGGCAGCUUCGAAACUGUUCACAUUCAAGAUGCAACCGGCCAUGAGUUUGCGACCCGUUUGGGUAAUGUUUUUACCCUUGGAAAGGGUUCAAAACCGUGGGUUUCCUUACCUAAGGGUAAGGGUAUCAAGCUAACCAUCAUCGAAGAGGCUAGAAAGAGGCAGGCUGCUCAAGAAGCCGCUUAGAUCGUGUUUGGUUAUAGGGGUUAUGGUGUCUUGUUUUUUAUUUCAAGUUUGUUGGAAUGUUAUUUUUUUCUUGCUUUAUGUUUAGACUAUUAUCAGUUAUGUUAUACUAUUGAAUUUUGUUGGUUAAGUUUUGUUAUAAAAUGGAGAACAUCAUUGAUGUUUUUUUACC
Molecule: messenger RNA, 1105 nt
Organism: Helianthus annuus (common sunflower)
Lineage: Eukaryota; Viridiplantae; Streptophyta; Magnoliopsida; Asterales; Asteraceae
Product: 40S ribosomal protein S4
Exons: 5
Coding region: 148-936 (262 amino acids)
Biological process (GO): translation
Cellular component (GO): cytosolic small ribosomal subunit; ribosome
Molecular function (GO): RNA binding; structural constituent of ribosome
Source: RefSeq, a predicted model, not a curated record